Messenger RNA from Chara braunii, 3431 nucleotides. Lineage: Eukaryota; Viridiplantae; Streptophyta; Charophyceae; Charales; Characeae. The record is from the annotation of a GenBank genome assembly.
CCGUGCAGCUUCUUAUGCUCAUCUUCGUCCUCGUGCGUGUUUUCUUUCUCAUGUGUCUCUUGUUUUCUUUUCCUCUUGUGCCCGCUCGCGAAUUGUUCGUUUUCCACAGAGCGGGGGUCAUUUAUGGUAUAGUUGCGUGAAGACCUGUGUCAGCUAGAGGACUGAGCAAACAAGAGGAGGGUUAAGAUCGAGAGCGAAGAUGAGGCGGCAAUUGCCGUUUGAGCGGCUUACUGAGAAGAACAAGCGGAUUCUUCCGCUUGCUAUUUCUAUUGCUGGUGCCUGCACGAUUUGUUUUUUUCUCGGCUCGUUCUACUGCGGUCUCAGGGAACCUAAUGUUGUCCCUCGCCCACAUACGCUCGUUGUGAAUCCGCCCAUAGCUUUUAAGCCUUGCAAAAGGGAGUUCCAGGAUUUCACACCAUGCACGGAUCCUUCAAGAUGGUCAAAACAUGCUGGAAAUACUAAGGGAUAUGCGGCGAGGGAGAGGCAUUGCCCCCCGAAGCAGGACCGGUUGCAGUGUUUAGUGCCCCCCCCACCGGAUUACAAGGACCCAAUCAGAUGGCCAGAGAGCCUUAACACGACCUGGUACAGCAACGUUCCCUAUGACUGGAUCGACAAGCAGAAGUCAAACCAGCAUUGGGUAGAAAGGAAGGAUGACAAGUUUAUCUUCCCAGGAGGUGGGACCAUGUUUCCGCAUGGUGUUGGAGUAUAUGUGGACAACUUGCAGGAGGUCUUGCCUCCUCUGAAGGAUGGCACRAUCAGAACUGCUCUGGAUACUGGUUGCGGGGUUGCCAGCUGGGGUGGAGAUUUGCUGCACAGGGGCAUCCUUCCUUUGUCUUUUGCACCAAAAGAUAACCAUGAGGCACAGAUCCAGUUUGCUCUUGAGCGGGGUAUUCCAGCUAUGCUCGGCGUAAUCGCCACUCAAAGACUGCCAUACCCGAGCAGAGCUUUCGAUAUGGCACACUGCAGCAGAUGCCUUAUCCCGUGGUCAGCCAAUGGUGGGCUGUAUUUGACGGAGAUUGCGCGCAUCCUUCGGCCUGGAGGAUUCUGGGUCCUUUCUGGGCCUCCUGUGAAUUACCAACGAAGGUGGAGAGGGUGGGAAACCACGGAGGAAGAACAACGACAGGAUCUUGAGAAGCUAAUGGUUACGAUGAAGAGUAUGUGUUUUACUCUGUACAAACUGGAGGGGGACUUUGCGAUCUGGCAGAAGCCAACAACUAAUGAAUGCCAUAAGCAGAAGAAACAGGACGGUUCUCAGCCAGCCAUCUGCGAUACAGACGCGUACCCUGCUGAUGAUGCGUGGUAUGUGCCAAUGGAGCCUUGUGUAACGCCAUUCCCGGAUAAUUUCGUAAGCACACCACAGCGACAAUGGCGUGAAAGGGUAAACGCUAUACCACCGCGGAUUCUGGAGUCGAAGGAUGAAAGUGCUGCGGUGUUUCAACACGACGUGAAGAAGUGGCAAGAAAGAGUGGAGUUCUACAAGACGGUUGUUGGUGAGCUGGGGAGCAACAAGAUUCGCAACGUGAUGGACAUGAAUGCUGGAUAUGGAAGCUUUGCUGCUGCCCUUGUUGACAUGCCUGUUUGGACAAUGAAUGUUGUUUCAACGUAUGGCGUGAAUACCCUUGGUGCGGUGUUUGAUCGGGGCCUGAUCGGCACGUAUCACGACUGGUGUGAAGCUUUCUCAACGUACCCAAGAACAUACGACAUGUUGCAUGCUGCCGGACUUUUCAGUGCAGAGGGUCACAGAUGCGAGCUGACGGAUGUUAUGCUGGAGAUGGACCGCAUCCUUCGUCCCAACGGAGUUGUAAUUGUUCGCGAUCUUGACUAUGURGUUGAGAGGGUGGCCAAUGCCGCCAAGCUGAUGCGCUGGRAUUGUCAGUCUUUCUCUGACGAUAGUCGUUCAGAUGUUUCCGAGGAGGUCUUAGUUUGCAGGAAGGAAUUCUGGACGAUCUAGAAGAUGAGCGGCAGGCGUCUCGUGCUGGACGCAGGUUGCCGAAGCGGCUGUCGACCCUGCUUAAAGCGCGGUGGUCGGCUGAUUCAGGCGAGCGUAGAGCAAGGUAGGAGUUGUAGACAGACCCAUUGUUGUUACCUGCUGGUUUCCCUCUUCUCUUAUUUGAGAAGUUUCAAUUGGGAAUGAGAUGAAAAUGCUAACUUUCGCGAAUGUUUCAUUACUUCAUCAUGUAGGACUCUCUGUAUCCCUUUACCGUGGAGCAAAUUAGGAGGGUUUCACUUCGGAAGGCGCUGGUACUCAAGCGUCAAAGCAGUCUAUGCUACGUGGUGUAUUCUGUGUCAGGAUGACGCCGGAGUCAUCAUCAUAAAUGAUGUGAAACACAACAGAGUUAUGGGUAAUUUGCAGGGAGGCCCACUUCUCCUGGGCGGAAAUCGGGCUUAGGUGGCAGGUGCGACAAGGCACUUCACCGGUGGAAGGAAAUAAAGCUCGUGGGAGUUCGUGGUGCACGCAAGAUCAUCGGCAAGAGAAGAAGAAAGUGAUGCCAACACGAACACACGAGAGAGACCCUACGCACAUUUCAGCCGGUCCCCAGCUUGGGAUCAUCAGGGGUGAGAAGAACAUGGCUAGGAUGGGUAAAUCAUGAAGAAUCUGGUGAAAAACGAUUCGGAGCACGUGGCUAUUGCGGGCAUGGUGUGUAAGUGUCCGAAUCGCACGGCUUCUGCAGGAGUCAUGGUUGUGACUGUCAUAUUCCCGAUUGCAUGUGGAUAAGGAACAGAACGAGGGGUCUUAUCAGGUGGUGAUGUUCAUCUCUUCACGGUACAGUUAUGUGCACUCGUGUACAGCAGACGAUUUGUUGUAAUGGAGGAGCAGGUGGAGCCCGGCCGUGGUUAUGGUGAAUGCUGUCGAUUCGACGGACAUGUGGAAAUGCGGUCCAGGCAAAAUGCACACGUGCGUCUUUAUAUGCGUGCAGCGAUGGGGAUUUUCUUUUCGUGUUGGAAAUUGAUCCAUUUUCGAACGUCGCUGGGGAGGGCGUUGAUAUAUUGCGUGUUGUAUGUAACCCAUUUAACAAGUUGGCCAAUUCCGAUUCUUCAAUUUUUGGUAAUGAACAGAGCCUUGAUGGGAGAGAGAGUGCGUAAGUUUUUAAAGCAUUUUUUCGUUGUUCCUUUGGGUUUCCUACCCUUGCCUCAUUUGUGGGCUUUUUUGACCGGGAUAUGGCUUUGCAUUCUGUUCUUUUUCCCCUUUUUUUUUCUCGUUUUGAUCUCCGGAAGCGGCUGUGGUUUUCUCGUGCCGAUCUUUGUUCAAUGGAUUGAAAAUGGGGUUCGUUUUUUUUUUAUAGUUCUCAAUGUUAAAACAAAAAGAAAAAGAAAGAGAGUUUUCAACUUUCUCAAGCAGCAGAGGUUGCGCCUAACAAUGUUGGUGUGUACUGUGCAUAAUGUCCUUGGGAGAAGUUGUUGAUGGACGUAAAUAAAGGUCGUGGAAAUUC